Protopolystoma xenopodis is the source of this 879-nucleotide messenger RNA. The record is from the annotation of a GenBank genome assembly. NCBI's taxonomy places the organism in Eukaryota, Metazoa, Platyhelminthes, Monogenea, Polystomatidea, Polystomatidae.
AUGUUGAGUCGCGAUGACGGAGACGAGCACUCCUGUCAGACGGACACACAAUGCCUUUGUGACGUCUUACAUGACGAGCACAUGGCCCGAGUGCAGACGGCCCCGGAAACUGGGCCAUGUGGCCUCAUCUGUCCGUCUUAUCAAUCGGUCCAUCUGACAUUGGCUCUACUCGAAUUACUCUCCGCAUCGGCCUGCCCCGCUUUCCUAUUAUCUUUCGUGCCAUAUCAUUCUGGACGCCGGUUCCCGGGCGAAGCCCCGCUCCGCGAAUCCAGCAACACUGUCGCCGGCCUCGUCUCUCCCGAUGGAUCGAUCGCUCCUAUCAACGGGGCAAUCGAGCCUCGAAUGGCAGAGACAGGAUUCUCAUUUAAGAAGUACAAGCAUACAUUUUUAAUUUACCACAUCUUUCCCCUACCUUCAGCCCGGCUGCCUUGCUGCUCCACCUCCUCGGCCUUCUCCACUUCGUCCGGCCGUCUGCUUGUCUGUCCCUACGUUCAUCCCUCGAUCCGUGCGUCGUCCCGAGUGGCCGAGGCUCGUGCGGAAGCACAAUGUCUGUAUGGCCCGGCGACGAGAUUGGACACUGUUCAGAGCGAAAUGGCCGCCAACUGCCGCCUCGUGGAGUCGUCUGCUUGCCAGCCUCUGCCACGUCGCGGAAGCCGGCAACUCGGCCUCUGGGAGGGACUGGUGACGAGAUGCUCUUGUAGAAAGGACACUUCCUUCACCACUCAUCUCCGUGGUGAAGGUAUUCUUUCCAGCCGUCAGGAGCUGAAUUUCUGCCCACUUGCUCUAUGCCAAAUCAGCACCUACUCAGUCAAGCUCGUCUGGGGAGAUUUCGAUGAUGAUACCAAAGUCCGGCAAGUAUGUUUCCAGGUGCCGGACUAA